Messenger RNA from Oncorhynchus kisutch (coho salmon), 3001 nucleotides. Its product is annotated as cGMP-specific 3',5'-cyclic phosphodiesterase-like. Gene Ontology annotation, molecular function: 3',5'-cyclic-nucleotide phosphodiesterase activity; protein binding. The transcript has 22 exons. Lineage: Eukaryota; Metazoa; Chordata; Actinopteri; Salmoniformes; Salmonidae. The record is from RefSeq and is a predicted model, not a curated record. The coding region runs from base 202 to 2889 and encodes 895 amino acids. Gene Ontology annotation, biological process: signal transduction.
UAGGAGGGGUGCGAUGUUGCUGCACAAAGGCAAUUCAAGUCUUGCCGAAGUCUACCCACACGCGCUCACAAUGUAGGAAGCGCUCCCUGAAAACAGAAGACUACUACCACACACACUGCUUACCAGCGACUGAUAUUAUUUGCUUCCAUCUUCGGAGUGUUGAUGGUAAUCUGAUUAAUUGGGGGGAUUUGGGUUUUGAGCAUGGAGGGCUGCUAUCCCCCAGAAAGUGAAAGGAUGGAAGCGUGGCUUGAUGACCAUUUGGAGUUCGCUCAUUCCUACGUUGUCAGGAAGGCUACAAGGGAGAUGGUGAAUGCAUGGUUUGCUGAGCGAGUCCAUUCCAUCCAGCCCUCCUCCUCCUCCUCUUCCUCCUCAUCAUCCUCCAAAGAAACCCUUCUACCCCAGAGACCCAAGCCCUCAGACAGCCCCUGCUUAGCCUCCUCCCUGCCCCCUUCCCUGGGCCUGAACGACAGGCGUUCCCCCUCUCCAGCCCCGCCCCCCAGCCCCGCUCCCAGCACCCCCACCCGCAAGAUCUCUGCAUCUGAGUUUGACAGGCCGCUGAGGCCCAUCGUGGUCAAGGACGCGGAAGGCUCACUAACCUUCCUCUGCGACACCGAACCCGACCGAGGCGACAUCCGGACACCCUUCAGAACCCAGCAGGGAGGGGUCGGGGUUGGUAUCCCCACAGGGAUGAUGGGCGAGGUUGGCAGUGCCCGGGGGUUGGACCGCUGUGCCAGGCUGUUGGAGCUGGUGAGGGAUGUGUCGAGUCACCUGGAUGUGACAGCGCUGUGCCACAAGAUCUUCCUGCACAUCAACGAGCUGAUCGCCGCGGACCGCUACUCCCUCUUCCUGGUGGGCGAGGACAGCUCCAACAGGAAGUUCCUGGUGAGCAGGCUAUUUGACGUUGCCGAGGGCUCCACCCUGGAGGAGGUGUCCAAUAGCUGCAUCCGUCUGGAAUGGAACAAGGGCAUUGUGGGUCACGUGGCGGCCACGGGCCAGCCCCUCAACAUCAAGAAUGCCUACGAGGACCCCAGGUUCAAUGCAGAGGUGGAUCAGAUCACAGGCUAUAAGACGCAGAGUAUCCUGUGUAUGCCCAUCAAGAACCACAGAGAAGAGGUGGUAGGAGUGGCACAGGCCAUCAACAAGAAGUGUGGAGAGAAUGGGACUUUCACUGAACAGGAUGAAAAGGACUUCUCGGCCUACCUGGCCUUCUCCGGGAUCGUCCUACACAACGCCCAGCUCUACGAGACGUCCCAGCUGGAAAACCGUCGGAAUCAGGUGCUGUUGGACCUGGCCAGUCUGAUCUUGGAGGAGCAGCAGUCCCUGGAGGUAUUACUGAGGAAGAUAGCAGGCACCAUCCUCUCCUUUAUGCAGGCCCAGGGCUGCACUGUGUUCAUAGCUGACGGAGACGUUAUGAACUCCUUCUCCAGCGUGUUUCACAUGGAAUAUGAGGACCUGGGAGAGGCCAUGGACAGCCCCAAAAGGGACUGUGACGUGAGUCAGAUAAACUACAUGUACGCCCAGUAUGUAAAGAACACCAUGGAGCCUCUGAACAUCUCUGACGUCACCAAAGACCAGCGCUUUCCCUGGAUGAGUGAGAACCCAGAGCACCCCAGUAACCAGAUCAAGAGUUUGCUCUGUACGCCUAUCAGGAAUGGGAAGAAGGAUAAAGUUAUAGGUGUGUGUCAGUUGGUGAACAAGAUGGACGUGGCGUCUGGGAACGUGAGGUCCUUCAACCGGAACGAUGAACAGUUCCUGGAGGCCUUCGCCAUUUUCUGUGGCCUGGGUAUACAGAACACCCAGAUGUAUGAAACAGUGGAGAGAGCCAUGGCUAAACAGGAGGUUACACUGGAGGUCCUUUCGUAUCAUGCCUCUGCUGCAGAGGAAGAGACGCGGGCGCUGCAGGUAACUGCGGUGGCCACUGUUCCGUCGGCCCAGUCUCUGCGUCUGAUGGAGUUCAGUUUCAGUGACUUUGAGCUGUCCGACGCUGAGACCACUCAGGCCACCAUACGCAUGUUUGUAGACCUCAACCUAGUCCAGAACUUCCAGAUGAAAUACAAGAGUCUGUGCCAGUGGAUCCUGAGUGUUAAGAAGAACUAUAGGAAGAACGUGGCCUACCACAACUGGAGACACGCCUUCAAUACCUCCCAGUGCAUGUUCGCCUUGUUCAAAUCUGGCCGGUUACAGAGUAAUAUGACUGAUCUGGAGACCCUGGCCUUGAUGAUCGCCACUCUGAGUCAUGACCUGGACCACAGAGGGGUCAACAACUCCUACAUACAGAGGAGUGACCAUCCCCUGGCCCAGCUCUACUGCCACUCCACCAUGGAGCACCACCACUUUGAUCAGUGUCUCAUGAUCCUCAACAGCCCAGGGAAUCAGAUUCUAAGCAGUCUGUCUCUGGAUGAGUACAAGGCCACUCUGAAGAUGAUCGAGAGGGCUAUUCUGGCUACGGACCUGGCUCUGUACAUGAAGAGGAGAGGAGAGUUCUUUGAACUGACCAAGAACAGCCAAUUUGUCUGGGACGAUGACUAUCAUAAAGACUUGCUGAGGUCAAUGCUGAUGACUGCAUGUGACAUCUCUGCCAUUACCAAGCCCUGGCCAGUACAGAAGAGGAUAGCCAAGUUGGUGGCUACAGAGUUCUUUGAGCAAGGGGACAAGGAGAGAGAAGAACUCAACAUUGAGCCAACAGAUCUGAUGAAUCGGGACAAGCAGGAUAAGAUUCCGAGCAUGCAGGUGUCGUUCAUUGAUGCCAUCUGCACACAGCUGUAUGAGACCCUGGCCAGUAUGUCUGAGUCCUGUUCCCCACUACUCGAGGGCUGCCAGAAGAACAGACAGAAUUGGAAGAUUCUGUCUGAACAGGGUGACAAAGCCUUCUUCAACGGAGCGGUGUAGACCUGUUCAACGUCUCUCCUCCAUCCCCACUAUCGCUCCAUCCCCACUAUCCCUCCAUCUCCACUAUCGCUCCAUCCCCACUAUCCCUCCAUCCCCACUAUCCCUCCAUCCC